ACCAGUACUUGAAGAAGCAACAUGAAACUGAUCAUUCUAGCAGCCCUCGUGAGCGUGAGUGCCGCGGCAGUCUUGCCCGGGUACGUACCCCCCGUGGUGACUCCUCAAUACGCCAGGACCUACUACCCGGAGCGGGCUCGCGCGGCCUUGGACAGGAACGCCGCUGUCUUGAGAUCAGUUGCAGAUCAAAAUGAACUGGGAUACCACUGGUCUUAUGAUACUGAAAAUGGAAUCCAAGCCGAAGAAACUGGCCGUGAAGCCAACGGAAUCCAAGCAGCUGGAGGUUACUCCUACACGGGAGACGAUGGCCAGGUCUACAGCGUGAGGUACACAGCCGAUGUCAACGGUUUCCAGGCCCAGGGUGCUCAUCUUCCUACUCCACCUCCAAUUCCCGAGGCCAUUGCUAAGGCUCUGCAAGAGAAUGCACGAGAUGAAGCUGCUGGUAUCUUCGAUGAUGGUAGCUACAACGACGGUAAAUACGACUCCGGAGUAUUCGCCGCCCGUACAUACACUACCCCGUUUUUUCAGAUAACUUCCUUCACCGCCAUCAUAGCCGCAGCGUCAGCCGGCCACAUAUUCAGCCAACCACAGGCCGAGCACUACGCCAAUGCAGCGGACGCCUACCAAUCAGCGGUAGAAUACCAUCAGCCGAAUGCCUACGCUGGCCAAUCACAAGAGAUCUCUGGCCAUGGUGGUGCAGCGUACCAGGAGAGACAUUCCGCUGAAGCGCACGCGCAAAUCCUGGCAUACCAUUCUGAAAGUGAUGGACACAACUAUCAUUAUGGCUAUGAAACUGAAAACGGUAUCAAAGCCCAAGAAGCAGGUACAGUUAACAAAGGCACUCAAGCCGAAGGAGCUUACUCUUACAAGGGUGACGACGGGCACGUCUACACAGUGUCUUACAUCGCUGAUGAGCAUGGCUUCAGAGCGUCCGGUGCCCACUUACCCACACCUCCUCCCAUCCCUGAAGCGAUACUGAAGGCUUUGGAGCAAAAUGCUCAUGACGAGGCUGCUGGGAUCAACGAUGACGGUUCCUACCACGAGCAACACCAGGAAGGUCAGCACUACCAGUCGGAGGGCUAUCAACAAGAAGCCUACCAUGGGGCACCGAUCCAAGUAGCCUCAGGAGAUUCGGGCUACCACCAUUAA
Messenger RNA from Pararge aegeria (speckled wood butterfly), 1149 nucleotides. RefSeq lists its product as uncharacterized. Bases 22 to 1149 code for a protein of 375 amino acids. Gene Ontology annotation, molecular function: structural constituent of chitin-based larval cuticle. The record is from RefSeq and is a predicted model, not a curated record. Lineage: Eukaryota; Metazoa; Arthropoda; Insecta; Lepidoptera; Nymphalidae. The transcript is spliced from 8 exons. Gene Ontology annotation, cellular component: chitin-based extracellular matrix.